Molecule: messenger RNA, 3570 nt
Organism: Diachasmimorpha longicaudata
Lineage: Eukaryota; Metazoa; Arthropoda; Insecta; Hymenoptera; Braconidae
Product: embryonic polarity protein dorsal-like
Exons: 4
Coding region: 314-1711 (465 amino acids)
Biological process (GO): cellular response to stress; innate immune response; inflammatory response
Cellular component (GO): cytoplasm
Molecular function (GO): RNA polymerase II cis-regulatory region sequence-specific DNA binding; DNA-binding transcription factor activity, RNA polymerase II-specific
Source: RefSeq, a predicted model, not a curated record
UCUCCAUGCUUCAGGGAAUAGUAAGAAAUCCUUCGCUCUUGUGCCCAGUCUCCCCACUGCCAAAUGUGGGCCUUGCCAAUCGGGGCAAAUUCCCUUAUUCCCCAGCAUUAGCCUGAGAUUUAAAGAUAUUCUUAUAAGUAAAGGCCUGACUGAUGGUAUCCUAGUGAGUUGUCGAACAGUCGUCAGUCGUCGUUUUACAAGACAUUGAGUCUAUAGGAUUCAAUAGGAACCGCCACUUGUGAGAUACAUUUACGUCAGUCAGUUAACGGUGAAAUUGUGCUCUGUCAAUUCAGGAAAAAUUAUUCGUGUCAAAAUGGAUGACCAGGAGACACCUUAUAUUGUAGUAUUGGAGCAGCCAGCGAGUAAAGAAUAUCGAUUUCGUUAUGAGUGUGAACGAAGAUCGCAUGGAAGUUUGCUGGGAGCCAACAGUACUGUUUAUAAAAAAACAUUUCCGAAGAUAAGGGUCGUUGGUCUCAAGACUGAGGCUUACCUGAUUGUAUCUUGUGUCACCAAAGAUCCCCCCUAUAAGGUUCAUCCUCAUCGGCUGAUCACCAGAGGAAUCGGAAAGAGCCACGGAGUUUUAGUAAUCCCAAUAAACCCCAUCCAAAAUGAAAUUGAACUUAGAAGGCUGGGAAUCCAAUGCAUCAGAAAAAAAGAUAUUAAACAAUCCUUGGAGUACAGAAAGUACGUCGAGGUGGAUCCUUUCCAACAGGGUUACGAUCACGGUAAUUUACCAGGAAUGGUCGACCUAAACGUUGUGCGACUGUGUUUCCAAGUAUUCUUCUUUGAUGCUAUCGCUCAAAAAUACAUUAAAAAAUCUACCCCAGUCGUGUCAGACCCAAUUUAUGAUAAACCACCAAUGAUUAAUCUCGGUAUAUUGCAAGUGGAUACUGGCGUUGAAGCAAUUGCUGGGGUAACAUCUUUAGUGAUUUCCGCCCAAAAAAUAAUCACCGACGACGUAAAAGUUCGAUUUUUCGAGGUAAGGGCGAACCAAGUUGUUUGGGAAGCGAUGGAGGAUCCAGUUCCAAGGAAGAAUGACCACAACCAGAUGUCCAUUACCGUGAACAUUCCCGUCUAUCCAUUCACAUCCACCCAUGAUCGAGUCAAGUUGAGGAUACAACUCGUGAAACCAUUGACUAAUGAAUCUGGCAAGGCCAUCCCCUUCACUUUGUUUCCUCCUACCAAUACACCAGUAGAUCGUUCAUUGACGCAAAAACAUUCAGACACCGAUGACUUCGAGUCUUCCCAGAUCCCGGUAUGUCAUCAAGUGGAGGCUCGGAACGAACAGGAAUGUCCCAAUUCAGAAUGUUUAGAGGACACCACCCUAAAUAUUCCACAAAGCGAACGAGAGAAUAUCCAUUACAACCAGAAUUUGAACAUCCAAGGAUCUGCCAACCAUAAUGUCAAACAAGCAGACAAUCCGGUGAUUCCACAGUUUAUAGCACUUCCAGAUACACUUCUAUCCAAUCCAUUGUAUUCUCCAGUCAUCAUAACGUCUCAUAUAGCUCCAGUGACCACCAACCAGCUGCUGUUCGACUGUCAACGUUACCCAGCGAGCCUAGCUACUUCCAAUCAAUUGUACCCCCUGAUCCCUGGGCUCACUCCCUACGUAUACCCGUAUCCCGUUUAUGAAACUCUUCCGUCCACCUCUGAAGACAGUCCUGACUGCUCACCGUUUUCAUGGGAACGCAUAAGCUACACCCGCUUGUAGCAAACUUUAAAUUUGAAGUAAAAGAAAUUUCUUUCCAAAGUAAAUAUUUUAUCAAUAUAUAAAUAGAAAAUAUAAAUGCCAAUAUACAUAUUUUAUUAAUAGUAAGUUUCAUAUUCUAAUGAACGCCCCAAUUUAGAACAUGAGGAGGCUUUUUGAUAAGAAACAAAAUGUAAUUAAUUUAUAAAGUCUAAAGCGUAGCAAAUAAAGUGGAUACUAGAUCCGAAUAUAAUAAGAUCGAUACCAAAGAGUAUCUCCGGUUUGUCACUGAUUUGUAAUAAUGCGACUAUUGUUUUCAGAUUUUUUAUGUAAUGAAAUUACAGAGAAACAUAAGUGACAAAUUUUCUGUAAACUUGUUUUAUUCUUUCGAAUGUAUAAAAUCGCAAAUGUGGAUAUUUAUAUUGUAAAUAGUUUUUGUGUCCUGCAGUAAAUACAAAUAAAGGUCUUCGUUCUUCUACCCUUAGUCUUCAUUCAUACACUACACAGGGAAAAUAUUCACAGAACGAAUGUAAUAACGUGCGUCGAAAUUCCGACAAUAAAUGGUUUGAAAUUUUUUUUUAUAAAAGUUGAAUAAUAUAUCCUAGCUUGCACUAGUUUUAUUUUCAUAAAAUCCUUCCCUUACAUGAAUUUUAGUUCCUUUACUCAAAUUCCUUUUUCUUUUAUUAAGAAGCGACCCCUCAGGUAGAGGAUCAAAAUAUUCUCUACCUGAGACCCUUUACAGUGUUCAGUGAAUAUCACCAAUAGUAUGCAUGUACUCGAUUAUUUUGUGAAAUAUAAAUCCCUUGGAAACACUCGAGUGCUUCAGUCGUUUGCACGUGGGUCUUGCGAAACAACCAUUGACUUCCUUCGAUAGUUUGAUUGAAAUAUUUUUGUCUCUGACAUUGUAAGCCAUGCAUCUGGCUCUGAGAAGAGCUUUGCCCUAUGUUUUGGUUUUCGAAGAGCCCUCCUCUGAGGGGAUACGCUUGCACCGUCAGGAAAAUGGAGAAUUAGCUGGUACUAUAAUUGGAAUCAACUCAACAGAAGAUCAUAUCACUUAUCCGAAAAUAUGUGUUGUUAGUUUGCACUCUUUCGGCUACGUGCAAGUAUUUUGUGUCACGGCGAGCGCACCUUAUCGUCCACUUCCUCACAAAUUGAUCCGCUGCUACGAAGACGGCACUCGUGAUGAUCCGGUUGUAGGAGUUAUCAGCACACGAGUGUUAGCGCAUUUUCCCGUUGUCGAAUUCCGCAAUGUAAAAAUUGAAUAUGUACCUAGACAAAAUAUUAGACAGACCCUUAUCACGCGAAGAACCUCACCAAACGAUCCCUUUGCCAGAUCUGCAGAAUUGCAAGACUGGGAAAUUGAGCAAAUGGAGCUUAAUUCUACUCGAUUAUGCUUUCAAGUUUAUAUCAAGACUGUAAGUACCGGCAAGUUCCAACCGAUUAUGCCAGUUGUUUCGGCGCCCAUCAAUCUAAUCACACCUACGGAUGAAAAAAUUGACUAAAUACUCGGAUCGAUAUUUAAUUGUUUUCUAUAAUGUUAUGUUCAAUCGCAAAAUAUUUUAUGUAAAGAGCGCGAGAAACAUUUUAAUGAAAUGUGCCUAUUUAACGUUAUCAAAAUUAUAUUUUCUACAGAAUCAUACUUUUGUAAACAUUCUCAUUCAAACAACUUAUUUACGAGGCGUGAAAUCAAUUUUUUCCAGAGUUUUGAAUAUAAUUAACUUUGUUGCUGUUCUGAAUGAAUGAUUUUUAUUAUGACAAAUAUGUUGUUUAUGAAUUAUUUAUAAAAAUAUUGCAAGGCGCGACUACAAAUGAAAGAUUUUGAGCUACAGACUUGGUGUUAUUGCCUGUACUUGUGAGCUCUGCAAUAAAUACUUUUAUAAAAA